AUGCUCAAAGUAAGUCGGUAUCAAAAAGUAAUACAAAGGGCGGAGAACUACAUGAUUUUCGCAUAAAUUGGCUUCUCUUGAAGCGACAAUACUUUUCAAUAGGGCUACUUAACUACAGUUUGGAGUACAAACUCAUAGUUUACUGUUGGUUCUUGAAAGGACAAGAAUCGAUAGUAGAUUUAUGUUUUUCCGACGCAUAACACAAUAAUUUUAAUUAUUUCGUUUCUUUGGAAAAUCUUUUAUUUUCGAGGAAAACUCUGUAAAUUCUUGUUUUUGGGUGCAAAACUACAUGUUUUGCUAGUUUUUGAAGUAAAAUUGUUUGUGGUUUUGUCAAACCAAUGUUUUUCAAAUUUAUUUUUAUGUCGUUUUAGAUGCCCUUGUUUGGUAAAUCUCAUAAAUCUCCACCAGACAUCAUCAAGAACCUCAGAGAUGCGUUGUUGGUGAUUGAGAAAGGUGAUAAGAAGUCAGAUAAGGCAGUGGAAGAGGUUAAUCGAUACCUACAGGCAGUGAAGUUAAUUAUUUAUGGCCAGGAUAAUCAAGAACCGCAUACCGAACAGGUAAUUUUUUGUUUUUGUUAUUAUUUUAGGUAUCAGAACAUGAUAGUCGAAGCAUGGGUCUGGGCAUUAGAAGUUAGAAAGUUAAAAUUUUUUAAAGAAAAGUUAUAUUUUAGGAGAACUUUACGUUAAAAACACCUUUUAGAUUCAUUGUUUGCUAAAAUUAUAUAGUUUUUAAGCUUAUUCAUGGUGUUAUAGGUGGCCCAACUUGCUCAGGAAACUUAUAAUGCAAACGUUUUACCUCUUUUAAUCAAGAAUUUGGCCAAGUUGGAGUUCGAGUCGAAGAAGGAUGUUUCUUUGAUAUUCAACAACCUUUUACGUCGACAAAUAGGUACCAGAUCUCCAACUGUCGAGUAUCUGUGUGCUAGGCCUGAGAUAUUGUUUACUUUGGUUAAAGGGUAAGUUAUCUUUUUUUUGAAUUUCAGGCAUGAAUUUUUCUUGGUAAACUUCUGGUUGACUGUCUAGAUUAUAUAAAGUCCGUAGAGGUAGACUUCGUACUCAAUAGUUCACAAUUUGUGUAAUUUGGGAUGUUAUAUUUCUUAUUUAAGGUUGUUUUUCUCAAACUUGCUUUAUUAUAAGUAUUUUAGAUACGAAUGCCCAGAUAUUGCCCUAACGUGUGGAACGAUGCUGAAAGAGUGCAUUAGACACGAACAUCUGGCUAAAGUUAUUUUGUAUUCUGAGCACCUGUACGACUUCUUCACCUAUGUGGAGGUGCCUUCGUUUGACCUAGCAUCAGAUGCCUUCUCUACCUUUAAGGACAUGAUCACGAAGCACAAGACGUUAUGUGCUGAGUUCUUGGAAAAGAACUACGACAGGUUCUUUGGAUGCUACCAGAAUCUGCUACAUUCCGAGAACUACGUGGUUCGACGACAGAGUCUGAAGCUGUUGGGAGAGUUGUUAUUGGACAGACACAACUUCAACGUCAUGACGAGAUACAUCAGCAACCCCGACAACUUGAAGUUGAUGAUGAACAUGUUGCGAGAGAAGAGUCGGAACAUCCAGUUCGAAGCCUUCCAUGUCUUUAAGGUAAACCUAGGUUAAGGUGUUCUGAGUGUUUGCUUAUAAAGUAGUCGAUUCACAGACGAACCUUUAAUAGUACUUCUAAUUCAGUCAUAAAGUUUGCAGAACUGAAUAUUAACCAUGGCGCAUUUGAAUUUUUACACAAGCUAUAAUUUUAGAACGUGCAGACUUUUAGGUAACAAUUUCUCGUUUCAGGUGUUCGUCGCCAAUCCCAACAAACCCCGUCCGAUCGCCGAGAUUUUAUUGAGAAACCGAGAGCGACUGGUCGAGUUCCUGACCAACUUCCACACCGACCGAACCGAAGACGAGCAGUUCAACGACGAAAAGGCCUAUCUGAUAAAACAAAUCCAGGAAAUGAGAGCGUAA
This is a messenger RNA of Bursaphelenchus okinawaensis, 1940 nucleotides long. The record is from the annotation of a GenBank genome assembly. Lineage: Eukaryota; Metazoa; Nematoda; Chromadorea; Rhabditida; Aphelenchoididae.